Molecule: messenger RNA, 1456 nt
Organism: Cimex lectularius (bed bug)
Lineage: Eukaryota; Metazoa; Arthropoda; Insecta; Hemiptera; Cimicidae
Product: 3 beta-hydroxysteroid dehydrogenase/Delta 5-->4-isomerase type 1
Exons: 6
Coding region: 245-1417 (390 amino acids)
Biological process (GO): steroid biosynthetic process
Molecular function (GO): 3-beta-hydroxy-Delta5-steroid dehydrogenase (NAD+) activity
Source: RefSeq, a predicted model, not a curated record
UUAUCCGAUUGAUUAAAUGUAAAAAGUCCAGUUGGGCCCAUUUUCGUCAUCGCCGAGACGUAUUGGGGGUGCUUUCAACCCCCGACCAACCCCUUGCGUGGGCGGAAAUACGAAUUGACGGAUUUUCCCUUUGACUGGUGGGGAGCCGUGUUUCAACCCCUCCGUUUUCCAUUUCUAAAAUAAAUCAACGGAAAAUCUGAGACGAACAUUUACGGAUUGGACAUUGGCGAAGCAUGUUAGAACAAUGGAUAAGCAAAUUGUCCUUAUUACGGGCGGAGCUGGAUUUUUGGGCCAGCAUCUAAUAAGAGAAAUUCAAGAAAGACAAGAUGACAUCAAAGAAAUUAGGGUUGUAGAUUUGAUCAAACAUGAGAAUAAAAUCAAUUACAAAGAAAAUAUACCUGUGAUAAGUUAUAUUUGUGAUAUCUCUUCAAUGAAUGAGAAGUGUAAAGAGGCUUUCAGAGAUGUCAGAACUGUAUUUCAUUGUGCUGCAUACAUAUCUUACGAUUUUCCACCAGACAAAGCCAAAUUAAAUCACAACAAUGUUGAAGGUACAAGGAAUGUCAUAGAAGCCUGCCUUGAAAAUAAAGUGAGCUCGCUCAUCUACACCAGCUCGGCUGAAGUGUGCAUGAAGCCGUACUUCAACAAUGGUUUUUUUUCCAUAAUCAUAAAUCAAACCGAGUCAAAAGAACUGCCGCCGAUGGAAGAGGACCAACUCGUCUUCGGCAGCUAUGCGGCUUCCAAGCUCAAAGGGGAAGAAUUGAUUUUGUCAGCUGACAAUAUGAGACACUUUUCAGGUGAUAGCCGGCUGAGAACAACCGCAUUAAGACCUACUUUCAUGUAUGGAGAAGAGGAUAAUGGUAUUUUUAAAAAAAUCAUGCAAAUCGGCAACGAGUAUUGUAACAACAUUCUAUGGAGGAUCGGUGGAGCUGGAGGAAGGCAUCAGUUUGUAUACGCAGGGAAUGUCGCUUGGGCCCAUAUAAAAGCGAAAAUUGCACUCGAAGAUGAUGCAGAAUCAGUCGGCGGCCUGCCAGUUUUUAUAACUGACGACACAAGCCUUUCUGAUCAGUUCAGGUUCUGCGAACUACUGACUGAAUCCGAUGGAGAGUCGGUCUUCAAGAGGUCAGCUUGGUCUGUUCCUUCUCUGCUGUCUUUCUUGCUCGCAUUCGUUUUCGAAUUGGCAUAUGGUGUUUUGUUUAAAAUUUUCAGUUUGAAUCGUAUACCUUUCUCACCGAAAGGGUUUAUAAUUUACCUAGGGUCGGCUGUAUUCUUCAGCAGGCUCAGGGCAAUUCUACACUUAGCCUACAGCCCUCUUUACACCCCCGUUAAGGCAAAGCUGAAAUCUCAAGAGUAUUAUUUAUUAUUGUGUACAAAUGGUUUGUCCAAUAACUAUAAAAGUGUAAAUUAUAAGAGCUUUUAAACCAAAAUCUGUUGGUUUUUUAGUAAUACUGGCCCUUUA